AUCCUUCCAAGAUCUCCCUCCUCCCUAUGGUCAGAAAACAUGAAAUAUCAGUCUCGCUCUCCUUCCAUGUGAACCCACCAACCAACCCUUCUCUCUCUCUCUCUCUCUUGCGGUACCUACACACACACACUCAUACAUACAUACAUAUAUAUAUAUAGAUACGGGAAGUAUGAAGUGGGUUUUUGCAGUAGUGUUGGUGGUGGUAAGCCAAAGUCUGGUGAUAUGUUCGUGGGGAAUUAAAGAUCAUGAGAAGCAGCAGAGUAGAGUUCUGAGAGGAAGAAAACAAGGGAAUGUCUGCAAUUUGUUUGAAGGAAAAUGGGUGGUGGAUAAUUCUUAUCCUCUCUAUGAUUCAUCUUCUUGUCCAUUCAUUGACCCCGAGUUUGAUUGUCAGAAAUAUGGUAGACCUGAUUCACAGUACCUCAAGUACUCUUGGCAACCUCUCUCCUGUAACUUACCCAGGUUUGAUGGGGUGGAUUUUUUGAAGAGAUGGGGAGGGAAAAAGAUUAUGUUUGUGGGUGACUCACUGAGUUUGAACAUGUGGGAAUCGCUCGCCUGUAUGAUUUACUCUUCACUUUCAAAUGCCAAGACCACUAUUCUUAGGAGGACCCCACUCUCCUAUGUCACUUUUCAGGACUAUGAUGUAACUUUAUAUUUAUACCGUACACCGUAUUUGGUGGAUAUAUCUAAAGAAAAUGUUGGACGAGUACUGAAUUUGGGCUUAGUUGAUGGUGGUGGCGAUGCAUGGAAAGGAAUGGACGUACUAAUCUUCAAUUCAUGGCAUUGGUGGUUACACAAGGGAUCAAAAUCUCAAGGGUGGGAUUACAUUAGAGAUGGAGCAACGUUGAAGACAGAUAUGAACAGGUUAGAAGCAUUUUACAAAGGAUUGAUCACGUGGAGUAAUUGGGUUGAUCUCAAUGUCGACACUACCAAAACCAAAGUUUUCUUUCAAGGGAUUUCUCCCACUCAUUAUGAGGGCAGAGAUUGGAAUCAGCCGAGGAAGAAUUGUUAUGGAGAAAUGCAGCCAAUGUAUGGAUCCACAUAUCCAGCCGGUGCACCUCCCGCAACUGUUAUUGUCAACAAAGUUUUGGGAAGUAUGAAGAAACAAGUAUAUUUACUUGACAUAACAACACUCUCUCAAUUAAGAAAAGAUGCUCACCCAUCUGCUUAUGGAGGCGAUGGCGGUAACGACUGCAGCCACUGGUGCCUCCCUGGUUUGCCUGAUACUUGGAACCAACUCUUGUAUGCACUUCUUAUUAUGUGAACAACAAAAAUUAUUUCUCACACAAUUCAUCAUUUACUCUUGUAGAUGAUAAUAAAAGAGGCAAAAAAAUUCAAUUGUAAAGGGAAUUGCUUUUUCUUUAAAGAAAAGAAUAAUUGCUUUUCAA
Molecule: messenger RNA, 1385 nt
Organism: Carica papaya (papaya)
Lineage: Eukaryota; Viridiplantae; Streptophyta; Magnoliopsida; Brassicales; Caricaceae
Gene: TBL38
Product: TRICHOME BIREFRINGENCE-LIKE 38
Cellular component (GO): Golgi apparatus
Molecular function (GO): O-acetyltransferase activity
Source: RefSeq, a predicted model, not a curated record